Messenger RNA from Schistosoma bovis, 2065 nucleotides. The record is from the annotation of a GenBank genome assembly. Lineage: Eukaryota; Metazoa; Platyhelminthes; Trematoda; Strigeidida; Schistosomatidae.
AGUUAAUGGUUUUUGUCGUCGUGUCUCAUCCAUGGAAAUAUGAGUUGUAACGCAUUCGAAAUCUUACACUGAUGAUAUUACUAACCGUUGUCUACUGUUUUCAUUUACAAACCAUAUUUCCCAACUGAGUCGUUAGAUAACUUUCCCUCUUGUUCUUUUUGCUGACAGACUUUCACACACACUGUUCUCUGUAUCACACCAGAACACUACGUACGUUUAUACGGAACUCAAAUAUGCCAAAGAACAAUGGUUUAAAUAUGAUUUUCAAGCUCUUGACGUUUUUAUCAGUAUCAACGCUUCUGAAUAGUGAAGAUUUUCCGUGCCAUUGCAACAUUAUAAAGAACUAUUGUGAAAGUGGGUGUUGUUGUGAUAGUGACUGUAGUUUCCGGCAGUUUGGACUGUUUACAACUUGUGAAGAAACCUCUAGAAGGUAUACAAAUGUGGCAAUAUUGUCUAGCAUAUUUAGAGAUUCCUUACAACUUUGCAAGGACUUGAUUUCAGAUGGUUUUGAUCAUCCACCAUGCAUUUAUUCUAUAAACAAAAAUGUCAAUUACACAUUGGAAAACGCCGUUAGACUGAAAAACAUCCUAAGUUAUUCAGAUGAUUUUGUUCUCUAUUCGAUAGGUGUUCCAACGCAUAUAAGCUAUGGAGUCAACGAGGUUGGGCCACUGAUCAUUCCUCAACUAAGGCAAACCUCAUGUGAAAUGGUUUCUGUGAGCUUUGGCCAAUCAUUUGUAAGUUACUGUGAAUGGAAUGUGGUAGAAAUUGAAACAACGAAUAAUUUUAGAAUGAAUAAUGUUAAAUGUAACCGCUUGGGUGACGUUUUUCUGAUGGUUAGGAAUUCAAAAAUGCUAAAGAACAUGAAAUUAAAUGAAAUCAAUCGUGAAGAGAUUGUGCCAAUUGUUAUUUGUUACGAACAAAACACUAGCUUACCGAUUUUAUGUCCAACAACAACACCAAACAUUAUUAUCAAUAGCUCAAAUGAAACUAUUUGCUCAGGAGUACCAGUAUCGGUGUAUUUGAAAAUGACAUAUGAAGUAAUUGGUACAAUUAGCCAGUAUGAAGUUCAUGCUUUAAUUGGUAGCGUAACUGGAACAUUUACACAAAAAUAUGAAGUUGAAUUUGUCCAGACAAAUGCAUCCGACGCUUUACCAAUGAGUGGAAAUCCGGGUUAUUUGAUUGGUCGUCCAAUAAUAGGCGCUAAGAUAAAUGUAACUGAUUUAUCGUCGCUUGGAUAUUUAGGAAAUACUGGUUCUGUCACCACUAUAUUGCCUACAUCAAAUAUGAAGUUGUCUAUCAAAGGUGUAAAGCAGCAACUAAGUAAUGGAGUUUGGAAUAUUCUUGCUGGUGGUUCAUGUGGGACAAUUCUACAAGGAAGAGGUCAUUUAGUAGAGCCUAUUAGAUUUGGUGAAGAUGUUUACAGUGGAUGUACAUUAAGUUUAUCAUUUCUUGAACAAUUUACAAGACCUGAAAUGGAUUGGACUACACGUUGUGUACAAUAUCAAAAUAUAAUAUGGGAGAAUUUACUUAAUCCCAUUGGGAUUACAAAUGAAGAAGAUCGUAAAGGUUUAGGCAUAAAUUUCAUGUCAAACAAACCAGAUUUAUUAGCAAUAUGGCCAAUAUCUAAAAUAAAUCGUAGUUCUGAAUGGGUUCCAAUACAAAAUUUAAUUAAUAAUAAUUUUCCAACUACACCAAGAGGCUUGAAUGGCUAUUGUUAUCAAUUACUAAUUGGACAAGAGAUUGAAAUACAAUAUGCACGUUUUGGUUCAAUGAUAUUUCCACAAAAUCAGAUUAUUGGUGCUAAGUGUAAUUAUAUUUAUGGUGAUGUAUUUUUCAUGAAACCUAAUUUCAACAUUGAAAUAACACAACGAGUUCGAUUCACCGACGUGACACCGCUGGCUGAGACUCGGGAAAAAUUACGCCCCUAUUUCCUUGUGCGAUUGCCAAGUGACUUUUUCUAUCCAUUUGCAUAAUAAAAGCAUUGUUUGGUUUGAUUAAAACUCUUUUUUUAAAGGUAUACUUCUGAAUAAAUCCAAAAAUAAAUAUAUUUUUAUAUAAAUUUGAA